This is a messenger RNA of Erythranthe guttata (spotted monkey flower), 859 nucleotides long. RefSeq names its product acyl-CoA-binding domain protein. The record is from RefSeq and is a predicted model, not a curated record. NCBI's taxonomy places the organism in Eukaryota, Viridiplantae, Streptophyta, Magnoliopsida, Lamiales, Phrymaceae.
ACAUUGAUAUGAAGCUCGUAAAAAGCUGAAAAAAUGGGGAGAAGGAAGAGGCGACAAAUAUUCCUAUUUCUACUAGGGCUCGUAAUGCUUAUGGGAAUCGGCGUUUACUUGCGUCUUUGGACUAUUGAUUAUCGCAUUUCUUCUUCUGAUUCCGAAUUAUUGAGGAAACAAUUUGAUCUUGCUAGCAGAGAAGCAAUGGAUGAAUCUGCAGAGUGGAGAAUGAGAUACGAUUCCGAGUCGGACAAGGCUGCCAAGUGCUAUACGGAACUCGAGGGAAUUAAGAAGUCUAAGUCUCGUGGAGAAACAGCAGAGGUUAAAAUUUCUACCGGCCAGAAUCGGAAAAUCGAAAUGUUGCAAAAGGAAAACAUGGAUUUGCUUGAAAGAGUUGAGUCUUUGAAACAAGAGCUCGAAACAGAGAAAUUAAAAUGCAGUACACGAAAUAUUUAAUUUCUGUAGCUGUUUCUGUACCCAAACUUUAUUACUUGAUGAGGAUCAAUACAAAUUUCUGCGCAAUCUAUUUUAAAUUGACGACAAAAUCGUUACUUUAAUGUUUAUACGUUGCCUAUAGUAAAGCUUAACAAAGCACAUCGACUAUGAAGCUCAAUUCGUGUGAACACAAAAAUAAAUAAUAAUCCUUCAAUCUCGACCGAAAAGGGACUUAGAGAUGAUCCCAUUUACAAACAAUUAACCUGUCAGUGAAGCCAAUGUUCGAACACGACAAAUAAAAAACAAAAACAUUCUUUCUUCCACCUCUUGGCGAACAAAAGUUUUACAUUACCAAAUUCCAUUCACCACAGAAUUGAAUGAUACACAUACGAGAAGCAUCCAGAUUUUCCAUUUUCAUCUGUCAAUGCAAAAA